CGAACAUGGACAAGACAGACGAUCGCAACUUGACCGAUGCCAUCCAUGCGGUGGUGUACGCGAAGAUGCCAAUUCGUCAAGCCACCAAGAAGUUUGCAGUUGCGCGAAGCACUCUGCAGCGCCGGGUACAUGCGCUCAUGCAGAAGGAAUCAGUGGCGGUGGAUGCCGAUACCCCUGCGGAAGUGGUGGUGGCCACUACAAUCCCGUCGGCGAUCGUCGACGACAGUGACAUGUAUCCUCCAUUCCUAGCAGCACCACGUCCCAUGGAGCCAGUAGCCACCAACACCGUGGAACCUCGUCCUCCCGUGAGUCCCGUUGAAGUGUCGAAAGGGCCGCACAAGGUGAUCAAUUGCAAGCUGCGGGCGAUGCAGAAAUCCGUCUCCAGUGCCAUUGACGAGCUCAGCAACGAUCUCAUUCGCCAAGGCAAACCCGUGUACAAGCUGGGCCUUGGCCAGAGUCCGUUUCCGAUUCCAGAGUGCAUUGUCGACGAGCUAAAAGCCCACGCCCACCAGCGCGACUACCUCCCCGUGGCGGGACUGCCUGAGCUCCGCCAGGACAUUGCCACGUGGGCCACCAAGAAGCUCGGCGUGUCAUACACGCAAGACGACGUGUUAGUCGGCCCAGGCACCAAGGAGCUGCUGUUCGUGCUGCAAACCGUGUACUACGGUGACUUGCUCCUUCCCAAUCCUAGUUGCAUGACUUAUGCCCCCCAAGCCAAUAUUGCAGGCCGCAACAUGAUUUGGCUGCCAACAUACGCCGAAGACCGGUGGGUCCUCCAGCCGUCUGUGCUUGAAGCGCAUUGCGCCGCAGAUCCAUAUGCCCCACGAAUCUUGAUUCUCAACUCGCCGUCCAACCCAACCGGUUGCUCGUACACUGCCGACGAUCUACGAGAGAUUGCGACGUUGGCCAAGAAGUUCCGGCUCUUGGUCGUGUCCGACGAACUGUACUCUGACUUGACCCACGAAGCUCACGUGUCCAUCUCGACGUAUUACCCCGAAGGCACGAUUGUGUCGGGCGGGCUUAGCAAAUGGUGCGGCGCCGGCGGCUGGCGCGUUGGUUUCUGGCUGUUUUCGUCGGGUUUGGACUGGUUGCGCAAUGCGAUGCUGGUCAUGGCGUCGGAAACGUACACGUCGGUGGCGUCGCCCUUGCAGUACGCGGCGCGCCGGGCGUUUGUGCCUGGGUGCCCGGAACUGGCCUCAUACAAGAAGAAAUGUUGCCGAACGUUGCAGCUGGUGGGGCAAUGGUGUACCUUUCAGCUACACAAGUUGAACGUCCAAGUGCACCAACCACAAGGCGGGUUUUACCUGUUUCCGUGCUUUCGAUCGUACCGGCAACUCUUGGCCACACGUGGCAUCACCACAGACGUCGGAUUGUGCGAACAGUUGCUGCACGACACAGGUGUCGCCAUCUUGCCAGGGUCCUUCUUCGGUCGGCAACCUCACGAGUUGUUUGUUCGGAUUGCAUUUGUCGACUUCAAGGGCGAAAUCGCCAUGUAUGUGAUCGACAGCGAAAGCGAUGUGGGCCUACACAAUCGAGAAGGGUUUGUCCACUCUGUGUGUCCAAAUAUAUGGACAGCCAUGAAGUUGCUGACCAAGUGGCUGCAGAUCGAUUGACACACCAAGUUGACACUACGAAUAGUAGGUUUAUAUAUAACACGAC
This is a messenger RNA of Aphanomyces astaci, 1659 nucleotides long. RefSeq lists its product as hypothetical. NCBI's taxonomy places the organism in Eukaryota, Oomycota, Saprolegniomycetes, Saprolegniales, Verrucalvaceae. The transcript has 9 exons. The coding region runs from base 6 to 1613 and encodes 535 amino acids. Gene Ontology annotation, molecular function: catalytic activity; DNA binding; pyridoxal phosphate binding. Gene Ontology annotation, biological process: biosynthetic process. The record is from RefSeq and is a predicted model, not a curated record.